GUGGUUGUGCUUUUGUGUUCGAUGUUCAAGUUCAUACUAUGUAUUAUUUUGGAUUUAAAUCCAAUUAAAAAACGAAUUAUAAUAAAGAAUAGAUAAACUUGUAUGUUACAAAUACUUUACUUAAACUAUUCAAAAAAAAUUACCAUUACUAACUAAUAACCAUAAUAUUAUACGGCUUGCAAAUACAAUGGACUGUUUUGCAGUUUUGUCGAUAUUUCAAUACUUAUUUACAUUUAUUGAAUGGCAGGUUGACCUACUAAGAUUGGUUUUGUGACCUAAAACUUCCAGUUUGAUUCAAAUUUUAUACAGUGUGGCACGCAUCAUUAUUUGGAUACUGAUGACACAGUAGUAUAAAAAAUCCUUACCGAAUUAUUUCAUUUGUUGUUGCGAAAUGGCAAAAAUGUCUGAUAUGGCAGUAAAGAAACUGACGGGAAGUUGACAAUGGAUGAUGAAUAUGUCCAUUUUUCCCCAAAAGUGUCUCAAUACAAUAAAGUAACCAAAAAGUAUCCAUUUAGGAACAGCCCAGAGAAGUUAACAUUUACUGGUAACUUUACAUCAUGGAAUCGGCAAUUUUAUAUAUCUAAAUCAGAAAAACAUAAUAGUUUGCGCUUAGACAUUUUAAAUACAGUGAUGAAGAGAACUGAGUCCAGAAUGUCACAACAAAAGGCCUUGGAGAAUCUUCCAGAUGAUAAUACUUUAUAUGAGGAUCCGAAAGAUUUAAUAGUGAAUCGACCAGCAAAACCUCCUCGAAAGCGAAACAUGCAUGCCAAUUCUGGCAAAGAAGCCAAAGUGUUACUCAAGGAGCAAAAGAAGAAACUCGGCAAAAAGUAUGAAGGUCUUAUUACUGCUCUGAUGGAUAGAUGUGAAGAGAAUGUUGUUGCAAUAUCUGAAAAAGAUGCACACAUAGCAAAAUUGAAAGAAAAACUAAAAGCUGUCUUAGAAUACAAUAAACUUUUCGCCGGUGAAAAUGACCGUCUCAAGUGCGAACACGCAACUCUAGUCAAGUACGCAGAAGAGUGUAAAAGAGUGAUUAAAGAAGAAAGGGAGAGGAACGCCGAUUUGCAGAGCAAAUGUAAGAAUUUGCAGGAGAGAGUGAAACAAUUUGAAAUACCCGAUAAAGAGCAAUCCGAGCCCUCCACAGCCAUUCCCCUAGUCGAAGUAUGUAUGAACUGCAGCAGCAGGCAGAUCGUGUUAAACCAAGUCCGCGAACAGAACUCUCGCCUGCAGAAAGAUAUGCAAGCUCUUAAGGAUGUAUUGUACAGGCUAAACGUGCAGCUCUCCCGCUACCAAGAGAAAUUACGCAGCAACGCACCAACGUUAUCCACAGAUAACAAAGCUACGGACAAGUACGAAUGCUUGGAUUCACUCAUCAGACUAGACCACAGACGAGAGUCUGGAACCGAAGAUUCUGCAGCAAAGAAAGAAAGUCACGAAGAAAGCCACACGAAACUCGUAGAUCUAUCCGGACUGCUGAGCGCACAAGCAUUAGCACCUCUGUUUGACGCAUAUCAAGAAAAUCUUCAAGAAAAAGACAAUCUUAUUUUAGAUUAUGAAAAGCAAUUUGAGAAUAUAAACAAGAAGUCCAAACAAGUAAUUAGUGAGAAUAAAUCUUUGAGCGACAAAGUCGAGGCUUUAGAAAACGAGCUGCAGCAUGUGAGACAGAGCUAUAAGAGAAUCAUAGUGGAGAAAGAAACGACAGAUAUUGAAAAUUCGACUUUGACCGAAAGGGCAGAGCGAGCAGAGUCAAAGUUAAAAGAAGUAUAUGAGUUGUAUGAAGAUAAAAUAGCAGCAAUGAUGCGCGACUACGAAACGGUCCAUCGUGAGUACUUCGCCGUGAAAAAUGCUCUGGAAGCUUCUGCUGGGAAGAUAUCGCAACUGGAUGCGAUGCGUGCCAGGACUGUACCAGCAGAUUUGCAUGAACGAAGAUUGGACCAUUGCAAACGGUUAUUAGAAGAGCUAAAACAUCAGUACUCGAUGGAAAACGAACGGAAGACGGAACAAUUAAAGAAGCUACAAGAAGAUUUUAGGAGCACACAGGAGAAGUAUAAUAAGAUUUGUCAAGAGCACGAGGCUGUAAAGGAAGAGUUGAGGACCGCAUUAAAAAAUGUCAAAUUGUACCGCCGGGCCGCUGUAAUAUUCCGACACCGAGCCCGCACGGCUGCGGCCACAGCCACCCGCGUGCGUCGCUCUGUACGCACCAAGCGUACAAACAACGAGCCGUUACGGCACGCGCUGUACGCACUCGACAGGAUCAAGAAUGAGAUAAAGACAGUCAAAUCUCGCGCAUACACGUCUCUCGAAGAAUUGGAGCGUCGCAUAGUGGAACAAGAGAGGCGAGCAGCUCACGCCCAGGCUGAGUACCGGCGGGAGCUGGAGAGAGCUUCCCUCGCCUUGGAACACAAGGAGGGCAUUAUCAGGAGCCUUAUAGACAAGGUGGCUGAUGUGGAGGAAGUAAGAUUGAGUCAAACCAACACCCACCGUCUGCAAGGCAUUGUGAUGGAUUCAUCGUCUGAAUCAGCUUCAACAAAGGAGAAAGAAAAGAAAGAAUCUAAAGCUCCUGUCAAACUAGUCCCGGUUUCAAGCGGCUAUUUUC
Messenger RNA from Parnassius mnemosyne (clouded apollo), 2593 nucleotides. The record is from the annotation of a GenBank genome assembly. Lineage: Eukaryota; Metazoa; Arthropoda; Insecta; Lepidoptera; Papilionidae.